AUGGCAAAGAAGAACCUCACUUUAGUAACCGAAUUCCUUCUUAUAGCUUUCACUGACCGUCCUGAACGGGCAUUCCCUCUCUUUCUCCUCUUUCUAUUUAUAUAUCUCACCACCUUAUUGGGGAACUUGGGCAUGAUUAUCCUGAUCCAUGUGGACCACCGGCUCCACACCCCAAUGUACUUCCUUUUGAGUCACCUCUCUUUCAUGGACAUCUGCUAUUCGUCUGUCACCGUUCCUCAGAUGAUGGCUGUGCUGCUGGAGCUGGGGGCAGCCUUAUCCUACACACGCUGUGCUGCUCAGUUCUUCCUCUUCACCUUCUUUGGCUCCAUUGACUGCUAUCUUCUGGCCCUCAUGGCUUAUGACCGCUAUGUGGCCGUGUGCCAACCCCUACUGUAUGUCACCAUCAUGACGCAGAAGGCCCGUUUGGGUUUUGUGGCUGGGGCUUACCUUGCUGGUCUCCUCAGCGCCUUGGUGCGGACAGUCUCAGCUUUCACUCUCUCAUUCUGCGGAGCCAAUGAGAUCGACUUUAUUUUCUGUGACCUCCCUCCUCUGUUAAAGCUGACCUGUGGGGAUAGUUACAAUCAGGAAGUGGUCAUCAUUGUAUUUGCUAUCUUUGUUAUCCCUGCCUGCCUGGUGGUGAUUUUGGUGUCCUACCUGUUUAUCAUCGUGGCUAUAAUGAGGAUCCCCUCAGCUGGAGGCAGGGCCAAAACCUUCUCUACCUGUACCUCCCACCUCAUGGCUGUGUCACUCUUCUUUGGCACCCUCAUCUUCAUGUACCUGCGGGAUAACUCAGGCCAGUCCUCAGAGGAGGAUAGGGUGAUGUCUGUGUUCUAUACAACUGUCAUCCCUAUGUUGAACCCUCUCAUUUACAGCCUGAGGAACAAGGAAGUGAAGGAGGCCCUGAGGAAAAUUCUCAACAGAGCCAAGUUGUUCUAA
Molecule: messenger RNA, 936 nt
Organism: Pipistrellus nathusii (Nathusius's pipistrelle)
Lineage: Eukaryota; Metazoa; Chordata; Mammalia; Chiroptera; Vespertilionidae
Source: the annotation of a GenBank genome assembly